Messenger RNA from Lotus japonicus, 1567 nucleotides. RefSeq lists its product as uncharacterized. NCBI's taxonomy places the organism in Eukaryota, Viridiplantae, Streptophyta, Magnoliopsida, Fabales, Fabaceae. The record is from RefSeq and is a predicted model, not a curated record. Bases 317 to 1252 code for a protein of 311 amino acids. The transcript is spliced from 6 exons. Gene Ontology annotation, molecular function: hydrolase activity.
UUUAAAGAACUCUUAAGCUAGUCAACUAAGCUAGCUGAAAUGACAUGUUAAACAUAGCUUUUGUGCUGUUACCACCUCAUUGGAAAUUUACGUACUAAACUACUAAUCAAUAAAAUUUGUCUUUCCUUUUGAUUUGUUAUUUUUAUUCGAUUAAGCUCCGCAAUCGAUAGAGGUAAAGGAGUCUAUGAUGGUCAUACGAGAAUGGAUACAUGCCUUACAUCAUCGAAGAAAGCUCUUUAGAUAUGGAAAAGAGAGUCAAAGGCAGGAAGUUCCCUAAUAAAAAGCUCAGACACAGAGAAUUCGCAGUCUCUGAUUCAUGGAUCAAAUUCAACACAAGUUCAUCAAUGUCGAUUCCCUGAAACUCCACGUAGCUGAAAUUGGAACUGGUCAAAACGUUGUCGUAUUCCUGCACGGGUUCCCGGAGAUAUGGUACUCCUGGCGCCACCAGAUGAUUGCCCUCGCUAACGCCGGCUUCAGAGCUAUCGCUCCCGAUUUCAGAGGCUACGGACUCUCCGACCCGCCGCCGGAACCCGAAAAUGCUACCUUCUCUGUUCUUCUCUCUGACCUUCUUGCAAUUCUUGACGCUCUUGCUCUUUCCAAGGUGUUCCUUGUUGGUAAAGAUUUUGGAAGUCGUCCUGCAUAUCUAUUUUCCAUUCUACACCCGGAAAGGGUAUUGGGAGUGAUAACAUUUGGAGUUCCAUUUGUUCCACCAGGCCCUUCUAUGCUUCACAAGCACCUUCCUGAAGGCCUCUACAUUUUGAGAUGGCAGGAACCAGGAAGGGCAGAGGCUGAUUUUGGACGCUUUGAUGCAAAGACUGUUGUGCGGAACAUUUACAUUCUUUUCUCAAGAAGUGAAUUACCAAUAGCUCAAGAAAACCAGGAGAUCAUGGAUAUGGUGGAAUCGGAUACCCCUCUUCCCACUUGGUUCUCAAAGGAGGAUCUUGCAAUGUACGGCGCAUUGUACGCGAAAUCUGGAUUCCGAACUGCCUUGCAGGUUCCAUACAGGUCAUUGGGUGAAGACUUUAACUUAUCAGAUCCUGUGGUCAAAGUUCCGGCACUAGUGAUAACGGGUGGCAAGGAUUAUAGUCUCAAGUUUCCAGGGAUUGGUGAUUUAAUAAAGGGUGAAAAAGCAAAAGAGUUUGUUCCAAAUCUAGAGACUGCAUUCAUUCCUGAGGGAACCCAUUUUGUUCAAGAACAAUUUCCUGAGCAGGUGAACCAGCUUAUCCUUGCCUUCCUUGCCAAGCACACUUAGUCAUGGUGAUUCAUGAGGAAAGGGAAGUUAUGAAGGAGUUUUGCCUCAAGGCUUGUUGGUAGAAUUUUGAUUUGAUGGAUUUCUUGCUCCAUGAUCUGAACUCUUCAAGAUUGCAAGAGAGAAGAAGAAUAUUUCAGGGUCUUGAGACUUUUACAUCAUUUAUAUACUAAACUUAUACAUUAUUCAUACUCUGAAAUUAUAUGAUUAAAAUUGGUAUAAAAUAUUAUUGGAGAUGUAUGGUACAUUACUACAUUUGCCCAGCCACAUUUAUACCAUCAAGUAAAUUUGGAUAAGGCAUUUGAUCAUUUGAAAUGA